CAAACCCCUCCUCUCCUCUCUUCUCCCCACCGCCACCGCCACCACCACCACCACUCCAGCUUCUCCCCGUUCCGACUCGUCGGUUUCUCGCGGAGAGGAGGAGGAAACGCACGACGCCUGGGGGGUCCCUUCCGAGCCUCUGCUAGGGUUCGCGAAGCCGUAAGCCCCGGAGCCCGUGUAGAACCACCCCAGAACCCCCCCGGGAGGUCGAGAGGACAAACGAGGAGGAGGUCGGGGGGACGACGAGAGGGGGGUGGGGGAGGAGGGACGAAGGCGCGCGGGAGGGCGGAGGCCUGUGCUGUAUGUCAGAUCGUGUGAGCCGGCGAGGCGGAGGCGGCGGCGGAGAAUACGGACACGGUCAGCUCGCGAAUCCGCUCCAAUGGCCGCAGCUCAGGAAAAGGCGUCGGUCUGCUGCGGCGGGGGAGGUGGUGCCGCCGCCCGGCGCGAUGCCCCCGGGUCGUUGUCACGUGGGCCGAUCGUCGCUGCCGCCGCGGUGUCGUCCGCGGCUGGUGCCGGUGCUGGGAAGGUCUCCAUGGCCGCGGGCGAUGAGUCGCGCGUCGCCGCGGCUGCCGGGGGCGGCGCCGUGAUGGAGGAGAUCGCCGCCACGGUCCAGCCCACCACCGCGAAGGCCUCCUCAAAAGGGAUACCUAUAAUGACAAGAGCCCAGAGAAGUCACCCUUUAGACCCAUUAUCUGCAGCUGAAAUUGCAGUGGCUGUAGCAACUGUAAGAGCUGCUGGAAAAUCACCUGAGGAACGUGAUGGCAUGCGUUUUGUUGAAGCUGUGCUAUUGGAGCCAGAAAAGAAUGUUGUGGCAUUAGCUGAUGCCUACUUCUUCCCACCUUUCCAACCAUCGCUGCUUCCUAGAACCAAAGGCUCUGCUGUCAUUCCAAGCAGGUUGCCUCCUAGAAGGGCCAAGCUCACAGUCUACAACAGACAAUCAAAUGAGACCAGCAUUUGGAUAGUAGAACUCUCUGAAGUGCACGCGGCUACUAGGGGUGGACAUCACAGAGGGAAAGUAAUAUCAUCUGAAGUUGUUCCAGAUGUUCAGCCUGCAAUGGAUGCUAUGGAGUAUGCUGAAUGUGAAGCUACAGUCAAAAGUUAUCCUCCAUUUAUUGAAGCUAUGAAGAGAAGAGGUGUAGAUGACAUGGAGCUUGUCAUGGUAGAUGCCUGGUGUGCUGGCUACUACAGUGAUGCUGAUGCUCCCAGCCGCAGACUUGCCAAGCCUCUGAUCUUUUGCAGAACUGAGAGUGAUAGCCCCAUGGAGAAUGGUUAUGCACGUCCUGUGGAAGGGAUCCAUGUUGUUGUUGAUAUGCAGAAUAAUGUUGUCAUAGAAUUUGAAGAUAGGAAGUUGGUUCCUCUCCCCCCACCAGAUCAUCUGAGAAACUACACUCCUGGGGAAACAAGAGGUGGUGUUGAUCGAAGUGAUUUGAAACCUCUUAUUAUCAAUCAACCUGAGGGCCCGAGUUUCCGCAUUAAUGGAUAUUUUGUGGAAUGGCAAAAGUGGAACUUCCGCAUUGGCUUCACCCCUAAAGAGGGUUUAGUCAUCUAUUCUGUUGCAUAUGUUGAUGGCAGCCGUGGACGUCGGCCCAUAGCCCAUAGACUGAGCUUUGUUGAGAUGGUUGUUCCUUAUGGAGAUCCAAGUGAACCACAUUAUCGCAAGAAUGCUUUUGAUGCUGGAGAGGAUGGACUUGGGAAGAAUGCUCAUUCUCUUAAGAAGGGAUGUGACUGCUUAGGUUACAUAAAGUAUUUUGAUGCACAUUUCACGAAUUUUACGGGUGGUGUGGAAACAAUUGAGAAUUGUGUGUGUUUGCAUGAGGAAGACCAUGGAAUCCUUUGGAAACACCAGGAUUGGAGAACUGGUUUAGCAGAAGUUAGGCGGUCAAGGAGGCUUACUGUUUCAUUUAUCUGCACAGUUGCCAACUAUGAAUAUGGUUUUUACUGGCACUUUUAUCAGGAUGGAAAGAUAGAAGCAGAAGUAAAACUUACUGGAAUUCUUAGUUUGGGAGCUCUGAUGCCUGGGGAAUCAAGGAAAUAUGGUACAACUAUUGCUCCUGGUCUGUAUGCACCUGUUCACCAACACUUUUUUGUUGCCCGUAUGGACAUGGCUGUUGAUUGUAAACCUAACGAGGCUCAUAAUCAGGUGGUUGAAGUAAAUGUGAAAGUCGAAAGCACAGGCACACAUAAUGUGCACAACAAUGCUUUCUAUGCUGAAGAAAAACUACUGAAAUCUGAGUUGCAAGCAAUGCGAGAUUGUGACCCUUCAUCUGCACGGCAUUGGAUCGUAAGGAACACAAGGGCUGUUAAUCGUACUGGGCAGCCAACUGGCUACAGGCUCGUGCCUGGUUCAAACUGUUUGCCGUUGGCUCUACCUGAUGCAAAGUUUCUUAGAAGAGCGGGGUUCUUAAAGCACAAUCUCUGGGUCACACAGUACAGAAGCGACGAGGUGUUCCCUGGAGGAGAAUUUCCCAAUCAGAAUCCGCGCAUCCAUGAGGGAUUAGCUACUUGGGUCAAGAAGGAUAGGCCCUUGGAGGAAACCGACAUUGUUCUCUGGUACGUGUUUGGGCUCACCCAUAUCCCAAGGCUGGAGGACUGGCCUGUCAUGCCAGUGGAACGCAUCGGCUUCAUGCUCAUGCCACACGGGUUCUUCAACUGCUCGCCGGCUGUUGACGUCCCUCCGGGCUCCUCUGACGCUGACAUCAAGGAAGCCGAGUCGCCUAAAGCCAUCCAGAACGGGCUCAUCUCGAAGCUCUGAGCAUCCGCUGCUCCUCGUUUAGAAGAAAUGCUACUUGCAUGUCGCUGCUACGUAUGCUUUCUGUCACGAUAUUGUUGCAAUAAAACCAACACUGGCUAUUUUCUGUGUUCUGUACUGCUAAAAACUUUCCUGCUGCGCUGUUUGAUUUGUGAAUUGUGAUUGUGAAUCACGUCUGGUAACGUUUGGAAUGGCGUAAAAUGCCCCUAUAAAUAAAAAGCAUGCGCUAUCAUUUAGACA
Molecule: messenger RNA, 2989 nt
Organism: Oryza brachyantha (malo sina)
Lineage: Eukaryota; Viridiplantae; Streptophyta; Magnoliopsida; Poales; Poaceae
Product: copper methylamine oxidase
Exons: 12
Coding region: 380-2752 (790 amino acids)
Biological process (GO): amine metabolic process
Molecular function (GO): quinone binding; primary methylamine oxidase activity; copper ion binding
Source: RefSeq, a predicted model, not a curated record